UCUAGCUCUUGCUCACAUAUAUGUAGACAUCUUCAUAUUUUUGGGGUUUCAAUCUAGGGCUUGCUUUGAGAUCGGUCUCGGCACAUACAGAUUCUUCUUGUUUCUCUUGUAGUUCUGGUGAUUUUUGCAAGGAGGUCAAGCUGAUUCUUCCUUGUGUUAGAAUUGCUUGCUACCAUGGGGAGGGGGAAGAUCGAGAUCAAGAGGAUCGAGAACACGACGAGCCGCCAGGUGACCUUCUGCAAGCGCAGGAACGGGCUGCUCAAGAAGGCCUAUGAGCUCUCCGUCCUCUGCGAAGCCGAGAUCGCCUUGAUCGUCUUCUCCGCCCGCGGCCGCCUCUACGAAUAUGCUAGUAACAGCACGAGGACGACGAUCGACAGGUACAAGAAGGCUUCCGCAAGCGCUUCUGGCUCUGCUCCAGCUAUAGACGUCAAUUCUCAGCAAUACUUUCAGCAAGAAUCAGCGAAACUGCGCCAUCAGAUACAGUCCCUGCAAAAUGCAAACAGGAACCUGAUGGGCGAAUCCGUCGGCAACUUGACACUGAAGGAGCUCAAGAGCCUGGAGAACAGGCUCGACAAGGGCAUCGGCCGGAUCAGAGCAAAGAAGCACGAACUGCUGUUCGCGGAGAUCGAAUACAUGCAGAAGCUGGAGGUGGAUCUGCAGAGCGAGAACAUGUAUCUCCGAGCCAAGGUGGCGGACGCGGAGCGGCUAGCCCUGGCGGCGCCGCCGCCGGCGCCGGGCGGGGCGGAGCUGGAGGUGCUCCCGACGUUCGACGCGAGGAGCUACUACCACCACCAGGCAGUGAACAUGCUGCAGGACGCCGCGGCGGCCUCCUCCUCCUCGCGCUACUCCCAGUCGUCCCAGGCGGCGGCGGCGACCACCGCUCUUCACCUCGGCUACCAGAUUAAGGGGUCCCAAGUCCCAACUGAACUGAUCGACCGCUAGCUCCUCCACUCGGAGGCUCGGGACGCGCGCGCGUCACGGCAGGAGAAAGCACCCGCGCCGUCGAUCGAUCCAUGUCCUCUGCUAGUUCGAUGGAUUUGCUGAAUGGCCUACGUGUACUUAAUUACCACAGUACUGUAUUGCGGUAUGCUACCUAAAUAACUGCGUGAUGUGUGAGAAACAAGGAAGUGUAUACUGGUACUAUGGGACCUGGCUAGUGAGUACGAGCGUGCAUGUUGUGAAGAAUGACCUGGCCUUUUAUAUAUCACAUUUGUAAGCAAGUGCACUUGUGCGUCAAGGCUAUAUUGGGUCUUACUUUCUAUGAGUGAUUUAUAUAGCCAAGUAUUACUAUUA
This is a messenger RNA of Triticum aestivum (bread wheat), 1293 nucleotides long. Its product is annotated as MADS-box transcription factor 21. The coding region runs from base 175 to 942 and encodes 255 amino acids. The record is from RefSeq and is a predicted model, not a curated record. Lineage: Eukaryota; Viridiplantae; Streptophyta; Magnoliopsida; Poales; Poaceae. Gene Ontology annotation, biological process: positive regulation of transcription by RNA polymerase II. Gene Ontology annotation, molecular function: RNA polymerase II transcription regulatory region sequence-specific DNA binding; protein dimerization activity; DNA-binding transcription factor activity. The transcript has 8 exons. Gene Ontology annotation, cellular component: nucleus.